GACCUCUGCCUCUGACGGACACUUACGUCGUGCUCCUUUAAUUCCCCCCUCCAAUUAUCCUCUCCUAAACCGUCUGGCCGCGACAUCGCUGUUUCAGUACCGCCUAAGCUUACUCUAGUUUGGCGUUGGCCCUCGCAUUCUCGACCCUCCCCUGAUCAUCCACUUACCUCCUUAUCUUUGGAUGUCUCUUUCCUCAUUCCCCAAUCAUCUUCCUUGACCUCGCCUGCUCUCGACUUCGCAUUGCGUGGACUUGCAACCAUGAAUGCUUCCCAGUAUCCCUCGACCUACUCCUACCCACCCGGCGUGACGCUGGGCCCGUCAGCCCCCGUUGCUCAACACGCGCGUGUGCCUUCGAACCUGGGCUCCAACAACCCCUUCAGAAACCGUGCGCUGUCUCCCUCCGCCGGUUCUUUCUCUUCCGCCGGCCGACCUGAGCGACCGACUUCAAAUAACCCCUUUGACGAUCUCGAUUCACCACAUUCGGCCCCUAUCGGAGGAACCAUGGUAUCCCCGGUCGGAAGUCAGGAUAUGACCUCGAACACACGCGACCUCUUCGAAAACCUUUCCCUCAACCCUGCCUCCCAACCUGCCGGCUAUAGACCCGCCCCGCCCCGUCCGGAGAAGCCUGCACCGAAUGGAUUCUCCAGCGAGCGAAGGGAACGCUCGGAGCGCCGCGCACGCGAUCCACUAGAUAUCUUCGCUGAUCCUCCGCGGAACGGCAGUGGGCCUCGUCCCAGUGCCCGAGACCGCCCACGCCCCCGUCGUAACUCCGAAUCAUCGAUCAUGGAGCGACCGAGGCUCAUGGAUACAGAGGAAGAAAGAAAGCGACGGGAACGGAGACGGAGAGAGCGAGAGGCCCGCGGAAAGGAGAGCAAGGAUGGCAAGCCCCGUUCGUCGAAGAAGAACAACUAUCAACUCGAUAUCAUCGACAAGUUGGACGUGACUAGCAUUUACGGAACAGGCAUGUUCCAUCACGAUGGACCGUUCGAUGCUUGCAACCCCAACCGUAACCGGAAGGGUGUGCGCACGGCACCCAUGCAGGCCUUCCCCAAGGACUCAGCCAACAUGGCCUUGGGAGGCUCCGGACCGAACAACCUCGACAUUGAUCACAACCUGUUCCACGGGCGAACCGAACAAGGCUUCAACGAUUUCGCGGCAAGUGCGAAGAGCGACCCCCGUAAGAGCGAUCAUCCACCCAACUUUGACCCGACCGCUCGCAUCGAACCGGUCCACGGCUCGGAAAGUAUGGGCCUCGGAACCAGUACGUUCUUGGACGGUGCUCCCGUUAGCCAGGCGGAGCUUCAGCGCCGUGGAACUACGUCCGAAGGCUCGGGCGGCGGAAUGAACGGAGGUGGUCUUCAGCGCAAGAAGAGUUUGGCGCAACGAUUGCGCGGCAUUAACCGGGCUCCCAGCGGCCGAUCCCCGGAAGCCAUGUACACCCCAUCCAUCCCUGCGGGUCAUAUUGGAAACAUCAAGGCCAAUGAGAAGAAUCCUUUCUUUCAGGAUUACGACGAUGCGUGGGAUAAGAAGGGUGCUCAGAUCACUUCCUCUGAGGAGGCGCGGGACCCUGUGGCAGGACGAGCACGCUCAUCGAGCAGUCCUAGGCAGAACACAGGAUUGGAGCGGAGAUUCACAAACGAACGGUCCUACGGCGGUUAUGAGGAGAACAAGAACAGCGGUGGUGGUGGUGGCAGCGGUGGUUUUAUCAAUCGCAUGAAGAGUCUGCGAAAGCCUCGACCCGAACGGCGGAUCACCAACGACUGAGCAAGGAGAUGAUUUCAUGUCACCCGGUCACAUCUUGUACCCUGCAUGACUGGAGUAAUCAUUAUCGGUGGACAACGCGCUGGAAGCACAUCCAUCCCCAUAUCCCCUCAAGCGCAGACUGCUUUCACAGGA
Molecule: messenger RNA, 1896 nt
Organism: Aspergillus homomorphus CBS 101889
Lineage: Eukaryota; Fungi; Ascomycota; Eurotiomycetes; Eurotiales; Aspergillaceae
Product: Pal1 family protein
Exons: 4
Coding region: 259-1764 (501 amino acids)
Cellular component (GO): cytoplasm
Source: RefSeq, a predicted model, not a curated record